Molecule: messenger RNA, 2841 nt
Organism: Filobasidium floriforme
Lineage: Eukaryota; Fungi; Basidiomycota; Tremellomycetes; Filobasidiales; Filobasidiaceae
Exons: 8
Coding region: 1-2841 (946 amino acids)
Cellular component (GO): membrane; cytoplasm; microtubule
Molecular function (GO): microtubule binding; GTP binding; GTPase activity
Source: RefSeq, a predicted model, not a curated record
AUGGCUAGCGCUUCUAGGCUGAGAGCGGUCAGAAAUAUGCACGUCCGGGCCAUCUCGUUCGGAACCAUCCCUCGGAUUGUCGCUAGGGCUUUUAGGGUACCGAUGUACGGUGCAGGGGUCGGCGCAGGAGCUCUGACAUAUGCAAACUACAAGCUAGAAGGCGUUCGUACGGCGACGAACGACAUGCUCGACUCGAUAUCCUCGACAGUGCACGACGGAUACGACCAGGCCAGCUCAUUGCUAUCAGGCGUGUCGAGCACUCUGUCGUCUGCUGCAGGCAGCAUCGGAGGCGAAUUGGGAACUCUAGCGGACGGAGUCAAGGAGAAUACGAGUGGGUUCGUGAACGGGUUCAAUGAGUGGUGGGGUGGAGUCAAGUUUGGUUCUGGCUCGACGCCAUCUCAGGAAAGGUCCUCUACAGCGCCGGCGGCUAGUAUUCCUCCCCCUCCUGCAACUCGACCGGCAUCGAACGAGAGCAGCGGGAACCAGAACGGAAAGGGCCCAGAGGAUGACGGUCCUUUAGCUGGAGGCGCUGCAGCUCUCGCUGCUUUAACAUCAGCUUAUAUGAACCGGGAGGAAAACAAAGAUGAAGCGGAACCGGCUCAACCUCAAGAGCUGUUACAGCUCACCAGAAAGUUGAUCGAGAUCCGACAGGUCCUCAUGUCCAUUGAUCAGAGUGACGCUUUGAAGCUGCCGAGUAUCGUUGUCAUCGGCAGUCAGAGUAGCGGGAAGAGUAGCGUGCUCGAGGCGAUCGUGGGUCACGAAUUCUUGCCAAAAGGUGACAAUAUGGUGACCCGGCGCCCGAUCGAGCUCACGCUUGUACAUACCCCGGACGAUGGUUCGGGAGGCCCUCGAGAAUACGGUGUCUUCCCUGGUCUGGGUGGACAAAAAGUCACCUCGUUCCCCUCAAUCCAGAGGACCUUGACGGAACUCAACGUCGCGGUCCCAUCCUCGAUUGCCGUCUCAUCCGACCCUAUACACCUGCGCAUCCAUUCGCCCCAUGUACCAGACCUCACAUUGGUUGACCUACCUGGUUACAUCCAGAUCUCGUCGAUGGACCAGCCAGAAGAGCUCAAAGACAAGAUCUCCUCGCUGUGCGACCGAUACAUCCAGGAGCCGAACAUCAUCCUCGCUGUAUGCUCGGCCGACGUAGAUCUCGCCAACUCGGCUGCUUUGCGAGCGAGUAGACGAGUUGAUCCUAUGGGACUGCGGACGAUCGGGGUCGUUACCAAGAUGGAUCUGGUACCUCCAGAGCUUGGCGCUUCGAUCUUGAAAGGAAAUCGGUACCCGCUACACCUCGGUUACGUCGGUGUCGUGAGCAAGGCGCCGAAAGGCCCGGGUAGCGAUAAGAUCCGACACGGCGGUGAAGCCCCGAACAUCACGGGCGCGAUCAUGAGACGGGAAGAAGACUUUUUCGGAGGAGAGAAUGCUCGCUACUUCUACCCGCCCGAAUCGUCCCGGCGUGGCCUAGGGAGCGGACAGAGCUUGCAAGGCAAGGUUAUGGUAGGAACAGACACGCUACGUCGCCGUCUGAUGGACGUGCUGGAAACCAGCAUGUCUGGCAGCCUGAACGGAAUCACUAAUGCGGUACAACUCGAGAUGGAAGAGGCCAACUACCAGUUCAAGGUGCAAUACAACGAUCGUAGGAUAACGGCAGAAUCAUACGUCGCAGAAACGAUCGACGCGCUCAAAGCUAAAUUCAAGGAAUACACUACUCAGUUCACCAAACCGCACGUUCGAGCAAAGCUACGAGCGAUGCUUGACGACAAGGUCAUGGACAUCCUGGAACAGCUGUACUGGGUCGACAAACGAACCGAGGAGUUAUCCAAGCUCGCGGACGACCGGAAACUGAAGCCUGAGGAGCUCGCUUCUUAUUGGCGCUACAAGCUCGACACAGCUAGCUCACUCCUUACCAAGUCGGGUGUGGGUCGUGAUUCGACGCAACUGGUCGCUGAGGGGUUGAGAUCUCUGAUCGACUCUAUCGCCAUGGGAGAGCCUUUCACAUAUCAUCCCGGAGCAGCGGAGAGGAUUGUCGAGUUUUCGCAUGCCUUGCUGCGUGAGCGACUCAACCUGACGGCGGACCAGGUCGAGAACUGUAUCAAACCAUACAAGUAUGAGGUGGAGAUCGAGGACCGUGAAUGGGAUAGCGGCCGGGCUCGGGCAGAGCAGGCCUUUGACCUAGAGGUUGCGAGGUGCGAGUCGAAACUGGCCGAGAUCAAGAAGAAGGUCGGUGGAGCUUGGCGUAUGAAAGGCUUGCUCGGAUACGUCAGCGACCUUGAACAAAAAGAGACCGAGAGAGCCAGGCGUCGGUUCGCCGCGGUCAAUAAUCCCGAGACGAGUGAUAGCACAGACCAGUAUGAACCCCUAGAUGAGCCUCAUCCAGACAGCUACAAAUACAGUGCAGCUCAGCUGGCUGACGCAGGGAAAAUCGCCGCGCUGUUUUCUGAUCGACUGGCUGUGCUAAAGUUGCGACAAGCCGCUCUCAAAUCGCGUCGGUGCAAGAUGGGCCCUGAACAAAAGGCAUUUUGUCCGGAAGCUUUCUUGAGCGUAGUCGCAGAAAAGCUCGCCUAUACCUCUACCAUGUUCAUCAACAUCGAGUUGCUGGAGCAGUUCUUUUACCAGUUUCCUCGCGAGAUCGAUUCGCGUAUCCUUUAUAAUCUCGACCGAGAAGAGAUAUUGCGGUUUGCGCGAGAGAAUCCGGUCAUUCGCAAACACCUUGACCUACAGGACAGGAAAGACAAGCUUGAGCAGGUCAUGCGGUCGCUGCAGUCUCUGGUCAACCUUCGACAAGAAACUGAACCCCGGUCGUCUCGAAAUCAAGGCCUCUUUACCAAGUUCUUCUGA